GCAGUCCCUCUGUCCGCGGAAGGAGGCUUUUGGUGGUGCUGUGUGAUUCCUACCAGCUGUUUCCCGCCUUGAAAGACAUCCGAUCAGCUGCAACUACACACAUACACGUACAUGCAGAAGGAAAGAGAGAGAUUGAGAGCGCCACACAACGAGGGAACCCUAUCAGCUGGAAGUGGAGUAACGUUUAGAACUCCGACUGCUCUGCUACUACAUAAGGAAUUUUCCGAAUUAUGAAAUUAUUCUAGAUUUAUGAGCAAGGGAAUUUGCACCUGAAACUGGAACAUAUUUUGUGCGUUAAUUCAUUUGAACCGGGGGACACACAACUGGAGAGGAAAGCAUGGAGUAUUUCAUGGUACCAGCACAGAAGGUGCCUUCCUUGCAACAUUUUAGGAAAACGGAGAAGGAAGUGAUUGGGGGUCUUUGUAGCCUGGCGAACAUCCCUCUGACCCCCGAGACAGCGCGCGACCAGGAGCGGCGGAUCCGCCGGGAGAUCGCCAACAGCAACGAGGGCGGGGGCGCAUGCAGAGCAUCAACUCCGCUUCCAUCGCUCAAGACGCUCAUUCCCCACAGCGAGGGAGAGAAACUCAGCAAGGUGGGUCCGAGGGAGGAAAGGAAGGAGAGAAACUCAGCAAGGUAG
Oncorhynchus masou masou (cherry salmon) is the source of this 637-nucleotide messenger RNA. Its product is annotated as transcription factor AP-4-like. NCBI's taxonomy places the organism in Eukaryota, Metazoa, Chordata, Actinopteri, Salmoniformes, Salmonidae. The transcript is spliced from 2 exons. The record is from RefSeq and is a predicted model, not a curated record. Bases 338 to 637 code for a protein of 99 amino acids.